Molecule: messenger RNA, 2949 nt
Organism: Cavenderia fasciculata
Lineage: Eukaryota; Evosea; Eumycetozoa; Acytosteliales; Cavenderiaceae
Gene: gpt1
Product: putative glycophosphotransferase
Exons: 6
Coding region: 1-2949 (982 amino acids)
Biological process (GO): carbohydrate phosphorylation; N-glycan processing to lysosome
Cellular component (GO): Golgi apparatus
Molecular function (GO): UDP-N-acetylglucosamine-lysosomal-enzyme N-acetylglucosaminephosphotransferase activity
Source: RefSeq, a predicted model, not a curated record
AUGGCACUACACAUCUUUUCAAUGUUUCAAAAUUCACACUCCAACACUGCCAUUCUCCGCGAAAUCUCUGACAAUAUUGGAAACAAACCAAUGUCCAUCGUUCCCGAACCCAUCGAUGCCGUCUACACAUGGGUUAAUGGAUCUGACCCAAAUCUCAUUAGCGCUGUCGCUGAAAUUAAAAGGAAAUUAAGAGAUCCAAAUAUGCCAGAAUGUAAAGAUAAACAAGACCCAAGUAAACAUAAUUGUUACAAGGAUGGGAAUAGUGCCAAUCGAUUUGUUGAUAAUCAGGAAUUAAGAUAUUCGUUGAGAUCGUUGGAAAAGUAUGCUCCAUGGAUUAGACAUAUCUACAUUGUCACUAAUGGACAAGUACCUAAUUGGUUGAAUGUUGGACACCCGAGAAUAUCGAUUGUGCAACACAAGGAGAUCUUUGUAAACAAGUCUCAUUUACCAUCAUUUAGUUCACCGUCGAUCGAGAGUCAUCUACAUCGUAUCCCCGGUCUCUCUAAACGUUUCAUCUAUCUCAACGACGACGUUAUGUUUGGUAGACCUGUUUACCCAGACGAUUUCGUUCAAAUGAGUGGACAACGUGUCUACUUGUCAUGGCCUGUUCCAAAUUGUAAUGACGGGUGUCCAAACAAUUGGGUAGGUGAUGGUUUUUGUGAUGCUGCUUGUAAUGUUACCAUGUGUGAUUUUGAUGGUGGUGAUUGUAAUAACAGUACUGGUCAAAUUAAAACAAGAUGGUGGAAUCGAAAUUCCAAUUUGAAUGGUGGAGGUUCAACAACUACAUCAACAAGUAAUGCAAUUAAACCCAAACAAUAUUGUUCAAAGGGGUGUCCAGACUCUUGGAUUGGUGAUAGACACUGUGACAGAAUGUGUAAGAACCUUGAAUGUGGUUUCGAUGCCGGUGAUUGUGGUGUUGAAAUGAUGUUUAAUUCUCCAAUGUUGGGUUAUGAUAUUACAAAUCAGACAUUAAUUCAUUUACCAAAUGGAACCUAUUCAGUUUAUUUUAAUUUAUCAACAUUGGUUGGAACGAAUGCGACCAUUACAGAUGGAUCACAUGAUAAUGCCGUGUUGGUUAGAACAGCUACCAUCUCGCAAAAGAAUAAGAUUAUGACAUUGACCUUUAACAGGAAUAUCGAGUAUCAACGUGUAGCAGUGACUAUCACCUAUGACAAGGCUGCCACAGCUCCCAAAGUACCAGAUGGUAUCGUUGCCAAUGGUGUAGUUGUAAAAGAUAACUCUUAUACCAAGGAUUUUAAUAUUACUCUAUCUACAAUGGACGAACAACCAAAGGAUUCUACAAGUACCAGUACCAGUACAAGUACAAGUACAACUGGAUCAACAACAACAACUGGAACAACAACAACUAUUAAUAAUAAUACACCAAGAGGAUCAAGAAGAACACCAAUUUCAUCAUACACAUCAAUGGUUGCAAAUAAUAAUAAUAAUAAUCUAUAUGAACAGGAACAAGAUGAACAAGAGGGACAAGAACAACAACCACAACAAGAAGAAGGAGAUGAAAAUGGUGGUAUUGGAAAUUUAGAAGGAGAUGAUAAUAUUGGUAAAGGUGAACAACCAAUUCAAUUGACAGAGACUGAAGUUGAUGAGAAUGCAACUACACCAACCACACCAUCAGAAACUGCUAGUGUUAACAAGGUUGGUGAAACUGUCCUUUUCACUCAAACUGAAGUCAAUGAUAAUCAUGAUACUCCUGUACUUGGUGACCAAGCAAAGGAACAACAAGGUGGUGGUGGUAGACAAAUGUUGACUGUUGACUAUGUUGGAGAUAGCUAUAGUUCUGAAUCUCAUUCUGAUGACGACUCAUCAUUUGAAAUGAGGUAUGAACCAACCGAACAAAAAGAAUUGAAUCAAAUCAUCAAACAAAAAGAACAAGAUUUGGAAUUGGAUCGAUUGGAAAAAGAGGAGAAUGAAUAUGACCGUAAAUACAUGUUAAAUAGAGAGACUGAAAGAGCUAUUAGAGAACAAGGUGGUGAACAAGUAUUCCCAUGGGAAGAAGAAGAAAAAGUGGAACAACAACAGGUCAUGCCAGGUACCCAAAGAAAGACAUUAGAUAUGUUUGGUGACUCUUUAAAGUUUGUAAAUAGACUAUACACUGUUGAAUUUGGUGCUGCAUCAAGAAAGGUUCCUGCUCAUAUGCCACAUAUGAUUGAUGUUGAUGUUAUGAAAGAAUUACAAGCCAAAUGGCCAGAACAAUGGGAUGCAACAAGUAGUCAUCCAUUGAGACACCCAAGAGAUAUGCAAUUUGCAUUUUCAUAUUUUUAUUAUCUCAUUCAUAAACGCAAGGAAUAUGAUAUCGAUAAGUUGUGGAGCGAAGAGUUUGACGGCAACAGAGACGGUGUGUUGGAUCUGAACGAACUGCGUAAUAUCGGUGUUGCAUGUCUCGGUACACCACUCCGAAACACUUGGAAUGAUUUCAAGAGUCAUUUGUAUAGAAGUUGUUUGGAGCAACGUCAACAACGACAAUUCCAACAGGGACUGAUUGAAAAGCUAGAGGACCUUGGCAACCAUACCAUCCGAGUCGGCGACCUUGAGUUGCAAGACUGUCCCAUCACCAAGGACGUGUUGAUUCAUUCCAACAAGACAAUGGAAGAGAUUAAAAAGACAUACUCGAAGCGUAGCUAUUGGAGAACUACGAUUGACGGUACCGACGAAGUCGCCUUUGUCAUGGUCGUCGAUAAUGACACUGUAUCCCAAGGUAAACUGGACGGUAUCCGUCAAAAACGUCAUAAAUUUGUUUGUCUCAACGAUGACUUUGAUCAUGACAAACCAACUGCUCAUCUCGUUGAAAAGGUUGUCUUGGACUUUUACAAAGCAAUGUUCCCAUGGCCAUCUUCCUUUGAAUUAUCUUCAAAUGAAUUUAAUAAUUUUAUGUAUAUUGAUGAUUAUAAUGAAUUAUUUCCUCAACAAAUGCACAAAGACGAUGAUUGA